AUGCAGUUGAAUGGUAACCUGCCAAUAAGGAAUCAAUGCGUGCACAAGGUUAUCGUGAAUUACCUGGAAGCGGACUUGUUUUUGUGGGGCUCAUACGGCUAUGGCUUGGACGUGAUUGCUCCCGAACUUCCAGAGAGAGUUCUAGCUCCCCUAGGUGCACAGAAGGCCAACUUGGAUCCAUACAUCAAGGAUCUCUUUAUGCAGUUUGGCCUGCAAGAAGUUAGACAUGUCAGGAAACUCAAAGGCGCAAUCGGUGUAAAGUAUUCAUUUCCUCGCCCUCUCUUAAAUUUAGACAAGUACAACUUUGCGAUGAUAAUGGAUCGGGCUAUUGGAAGGAAAUUGCAUCCACCUUUAGAUCCGUAUUCCAACAGCAUAAACUACCUGCUCUCUGCGUACGUCAUCUCCUACCUUGGCAUGACAACUUACACCGGUGGAAGUGCAGAUGUCCUCGGCAGCACAGACAAACUGGUGAGCGAAAUCCUGACCUCAUCUAGAGAGAGUGUUAAUUUUGCAUUAUGAAUUCUUACUGAAAAUCUAACUGAGGCCCACCUAAUGUCGAGAAAUCUGUUUGACAUUAUCUCUACGUGAAUGUGUCCCAUUGAAUCUAAGAAUGAUCAGGAUGUGUUCAGGUGUCGAUAUCGGUUACUGCAGUGGCAGUCCACGUUGUAUACGUAGGUCUGACCACUUCACAAAUAACUGGUCUGGCUUGUUUAAUAUGAUGCACAAAACACAGUCCAUCUAUUAUCGAUAGAGACCGCUCAAGACGCGUGAAGAAUGAGCAGGUUGUGCCUUACGGCAUCACAGCGGCGGAAUUCACUGCGGCCAUCUCCAAUCUGCGCAACACUCUGAGCCAUGAGUUUGUCGACGAGGGCGUUGUCGUGCCAAAGCAAUU
Molecule: messenger RNA, 892 nt
Organism: Physcomitrium patens
Lineage: Eukaryota; Viridiplantae; Streptophyta; Bryopsida; Funariales; Funariaceae
Source: RefSeq, a predicted model, not a curated record